Molecule: messenger RNA, 2490 nt
Organism: Branchiostoma floridae (Florida lancelet)
Lineage: Eukaryota; Metazoa; Chordata; Leptocardii; Amphioxiformes; Branchiostomatidae
Product: coiled-coil-helix-coiled-coil-helix domain-containing protein 5-like
Exons: 3
Coding region: 33-356 (107 amino acids)
Source: RefSeq, a predicted model, not a curated record
UCAACUACUUUUGCCAUUUCAGGAAUGUUGUGAUGGAAUUAGUGGCUAAGUUCUGUCACAGUGAGCUGGAGGCGUAUGGCAGCUGUGUACAGGACAACCCGCAGAACUGGCCCACUAAAUGUGCAGAACUCAAGAAGAAGGUUUCCAACUGCUCAUCCACACACCCUUCCAUUCAGAGAAUAAAGCGUGACUGUCACAAGCAGUUCCAGGUGUAUGACUACUGCAUACGGAACAACCCCAGCGAUGUCGAGGUGUGUGUGCCUGCACUACGGGAGUUCUUCACCUGUGGACAUAAUGCUGCUUCUGACCAGCAACUCAAAGAGGACAUGCCAACACCACAGAAAGCUGCUGCAUGAUGGGAUACGUAGAUGCACGAUAUUAUACCUCAACAGAAGAAAGUCAUAUUUGAUAACACAGUCCUCAAGUCUUUUAAUCUAGAUGUGUCCUGUUCUAAGUCUCCAUUUCGAAACUUCAAGCCAUAUUGAUGUUUGCCAAAAAAAGUAGUCUAUUCAUUCAUUCUACUCCAGGUACACUCAUAUUUCAAAAUUGUCUUCUUGGACAAAUGAAAUCAAAGGAAAAGGACUUGCAGAUAAUGCGCAGAUACUUAUUGUGGAUUAAAAAAUACAAAUACCAAAUGUCUCCCUAGUGUAUAAGCUGUAGUAUUUCUUCUGCAGUACUGCUGUACUUUACUAGGUGGCACUACUGUACUGCAAUUCUUUGGCAGUAUACAGUGGUGAUCAAUUUCAUCAAACCAGUUUAGCUUUUUCUCCACAGAACCUUCCAUUCAGAUAAGUUGAAUGUCAAGACUAUCAAAAUUAUCAUUGUACUCAUGUGAAUCAUAAUUUGGCAAAUUGUGAACAAUGAGAUGUAACAUUACAUAAUUAUAAAAAUGUUAUAUCAUUACGCUUGACUUUGAUAUUCUUUUUUGCAUUACAACUUUCGCAACAUGUGGGGGAUGUGUAAGUGUUAGCAGUUAAUUAGCUCUAACUGUUUGGAGACAUUUUUUGUACAACUGCUUCUAAUUUUUCUGUACCAUGCAAAUUCUCUAUUAAAAUCAACUGAGAAUAAAAGAUGAAGCACUGCCUUUUCCAUGCAGCCUUUAUUGGUAUGAACAGUUAAACACACAGAGACAUAACAUGUACAUGUACAAUACAUACUUCCUCACAAACAAGUCACUCUUUCACUACUGUGGUACUGACAACUGGUUCGACUCUACAUUCAUGUAUAAUCCCACACAAGGAACAUCUCCCAGUGACAAGUCUUGAUAGUGACUUCCAACUUGAAUCAGGAAGUAUUGUACAUUGCUUGUGAUAUAUUGACAGUCAAGUACAAAUGUAGUACUGGUUGCACAUCCAUACAUAAAAACAAUACUGACCACAGCACAAUGUUGCACAUGCGUGUCACACUUGCAAACAGAUACAAUAUAGCAUUGGUCUUCAUGCGUUUGUAAAACAAAAAAAGUUAUACUGUAAAAACAUUAAAGUAACGCUAUACUGUGAAGUCAAGCACUAUUGACUUUUGAAAUUAUGAAAUUAUAACUUUGUGGCUGUUAAAUUCAGAAGUUAACAGUGUGAGUACAUGUAGUGUUUUACAUCAAUUUCAACGGCUAGCUUACUCAACUUUGGCACAAGCGAAGCUCCAGUUAUUCACUGUUGAAUCAAAACAAAAACUGUGCAUUUGCAACUCCAUAAAUUAUGACUUCACAUCAAGUGAAAUAGCAAGAUGAUUGCAUGUUUAAUAGCUGUGUCCAGUGACAAGACAGACAUUCUCACACUCACUCAGGUAUACUUCUUCAAAUGGUGAACGUCAGACAAUCAUACCAGAAGAAACCAUCCUUGUUUCCAUAGGAAAAAGGAGUUUCUUAUAGGACUACCCAAACUACUCAUUUUGUACAUUAUCUGUAAUAUUGUGACUGGUACACCCAUUCUAGUAUGUGUUUUGAAAAAUGAACAGACAGUCAUAUAACUUCACGUGAUAGCAUUAAAACUUUUAACCCUUUAGGUUCUAAGUACUGUAACAGUUUUAACCAGUACUGGGACCCACGGUAGGUGGAAGGUUAACCCUGCUAAGUUCUAUAAGAGAAGUUUGGGAGAGUUUUCUACACAUAAAUGGUUCAUGUGCAAAAUGCUUCUGAUGUUAAAGAGCCAGCUCCUAGCUUUUGGUUUAUUAGGCCAUGUUGAUAUGAUUAUAUGGAUGACAUCCGCGAAGAUAAAUUUUCUGCCGUUUCAGAAGAAAAAAAAUGUUUUCAAUCAAACUGUACAUCAUACAAAGCAGCUGCAAAAUGAAACGAUUUCGUGAAUUCUUGGUCAGGCUACAGCAUCCGGUCAUCCUUGGGUGGUCUGACAUCCAAGAACUGACCGGACUGGGCAUUGCUUAACUUCCGAGAUCGAGGGAUCGGGUGUGUCCAAGAUGGAUUGCAAAACAUAAUUCAAAAACUUAUGUCAAUUAGAAUGUCAACAUCAAUUCCAAGGUCAAAGAAAAAAGAUGUGA